Molecule: messenger RNA, 2634 nt
Organism: Penicillium verrucosum
Lineage: Eukaryota; Fungi; Ascomycota; Eurotiomycetes; Eurotiales; Aspergillaceae
Product: putative SNF2 family helicase/ATPase PasG
Exons: 4
Coding region: 1-2634 (877 amino acids)
Biological process (GO): lymphocyte proliferation; pericentric heterochromatin formation; DNA methylation-dependent constitutive heterochromatin formation
Cellular component (GO): pericentric heterochromatin; nucleus
Molecular function (GO): chromatin binding; ATP-dependent chromatin remodeler activity; ATP binding
Source: RefSeq, a predicted model, not a curated record
AUGUCCAUUGAAGACAGUGCUACUCCCACGGAUUCCCGUGCGGGGACUAUGGCACCUGAGUCGGUGAUUCCUUCGUCGCCACUCACGGACCCGACUGAGGCUGAGGACUCGAACUCGGCUGAAGAUAAAGAUGACAAACCCAAGGAGGAGUCGGCUGAUUCAGAAGAUGUCGAGGGGAUGGACAGCAAGGCCAAGGCCUUGAUGCACCUGUUGAAAACCAGCUCGGUCUUUGUUGCUAUCAUGUCGGAGAAAAUGAAGAAACAGCAGGAGGACGCACGCUUGGCAGCGAUCAAGCGCCGUGAACAGACUGCUGCGACCCAGAAGAAAACCAAGUCGCCUCCUGAACCUGCUCGCCGAGCCACUCGUACUCGGCCAAACCAAGAUGCAACGGAUGAGAACGCAGACGCCGGCGGAAAGGCCACAGCAUCGACCAGAGGUCGGCCUAAGCGGGCAGCCACCGCCAAUGGCAGCUCUAUAUCCAGUUACUUCAAGAAGGCUGAUGUGGAAGUAACCGAAGACAAUCCCUCGGUGCAACAAGCACUUGAGCAAGCUGCAGACGACUACGAAGCAAACCCCACAGCGCUUGGUGAUCAGGACUUGGUCGCGACACAGCAGCCAACACUUGUGAGUGGUGGCAAAAUGAGAACGUACCAGCUGGAGGGCCUCGAAUGGCUCAAAACUUUAUGGAUGAAUGGGCUUUGUGGUAUCCUUGCCGAUGAGAUGGGCCUUGGGAAAACUGUUCAGGCAAUCUCCAUGAUUGCUUUCCUUAAAGAGAAAAAUGUUUCUGGUCCAUUCAUGAUCGCAGCACCGCUGAGUACGGUGAGUAAUUGGGUGGAUGAAUUCGCCCGAUGGACCCCGGGAAUAAAAACAGUCUUGUAUCAUGGUUCAAAGGAUGAGCGCGCCGCCAUGCGCCAAAAGCAUAUGAAGAUGAAAAACCAGGGAGACAUGGAUUUCCCCGUUGUGUGCACCUCCUACGAGAUAUGCAUGAAUGACCGAAAGUUCUUGAGUCAAUAUCAAUGGCGUUAUAUUGUUGUUGAUGAGGGACAUCGCUUGAAAAACAUGAAUUGCAAGCUUGUCAAAGAACUCUUGACCUAUAACUCGGCCAAUCGUCUGCUGAUAACUGGAACACCCCUCCAAAACAACAUCUCAGAGUUGUGGUCACUUCUACAUUUCCUGCUCCCUGAGGUUUUCAACGACCUCAACUCGUUCGAAGGAUGGUUUGAUUUCUCUUCUGUCCUGGAUAACAAGGGCCAGGCAGAGCUUGUUGAACAACGCAAGCGCAACUUGGUUACCAGCAUGCACGCCAUUCUGAAGCCCUUCCUUCUCCGACGUCUAAAAACAGAUGUUGAAACUACUCUUCCUAAAAAGCGCGAAUACAUUCUGUACGCGCCUCUAACCACAGAGCAGAAAGAUCUCUAUCGAGAGAUAAUCAAUGGUACAGGACGCCAGUACCUUGAAGGUAAGGCUCUGGAGCGUCUGGAGAGUAAGAGCGGCAACUCUACGCGCUCGCAAAGUAUGAAGCGCAAACGGAAUGGUAAUGACGAUGCAAUGUCGAUCAAGAGCGCUAGAUCUAGCGGGGAAUCCACGCCGGCUAGCAAUGGAAAUAAUUCUAGCCGCCGACGCCGACGCAGCACGCGUCAGAGUUACAAUGACCUAAGUGAAGGAGAAUUUGAUGAGCACCUCCGCAAACUCGAACUGGGAAUUGAAGAAGAGGAGAAGACGCUCGAGCCCAGCGAUGCUGAGCUUGAAGAGAUGCAGCAGGCUGCGAAUCUGAAGCUUGCCAAGAAAGAGAUUGGCCAAAAGAAGAUGCAAAACCCGGUCCUACAGGCUCGCCUUGCCUGCAACUCUCCACACAAUUUCUAUUGGCCGUGGAUGGAUGAGUCCUCUACCGUAGACGAAACACUCGUCUCCGCUUCUGGAAAAAUGCUCUUGUUAGACCGCUUGGUCUCAUGCUUGCUUAAGAAGGGCCACAAGAUUCUAAUUUUUUCUCAAUUCAAGACUCAACUUGAUAUCAUCGAAGAGUGGGCAGUGACACUCCGCUCCUGGGAUUGCUGCCGUAUCGACGGUGCUAUUGCACAGUCAGAACGCCAGGCUCAGAUCAAAAACUUUAAUACCAAGAAGAGUCACAAGAUCUUCCUCUUGAGCACCCGAGCUGGUGGCCAAGGAAUUAAUCUCACCUCCGCCGACACCGUGAUCAUCUUCGAUUCUGACUGGAACCCCCAGCAGGAUCUGCAGGCUCAGGAUCGAGCCCACCGCAUUGGCCAGACCAAGCCAGUGAUUAUCUACAGAUUGGCAACGAAGGGUACCGUUGAGCAGACACUCCUUGAGAAAGCGGAUUCCAAGCGUCGCCUUGAACGUCUAGUCAUUCAAAAAGGCAAAUUCCGCUCCUUGCUCGACCCCAGUGCGAAUUCCCAAGAUAUCGACGAACUGCGCAAGGCUCUCGGCGAGAACGAGUUCGAGCGGUUCGAGGUUGGCGCUGACCCUGCGUCCAUUUUGUCAAAUGAAGAUCUCGAUAUCUUGACAGAUCGUUCGGAGGAGGCCUAUCUCCGUGCUGAGAAGGGGUUGGAUACGAAAGGUGCUGCAUUUGUUGCAGUUGAAACGAAGCGCGAUUCUGGUGAGAACAUUCUCUCUUGA